Phialemonium atrogriseum is the source of this 657-nucleotide messenger RNA. RefSeq names its product acyl-CoA N-acyltransferase. The transcript has 3 exons. Lineage: Eukaryota; Fungi; Ascomycota; Sordariomycetes; Cephalothecales; Cephalothecaceae. Gene Ontology annotation, cellular component: nucleus. Bases 1 to 657 code for a protein of 218 amino acids. Gene Ontology annotation, molecular function: protein N-terminal-serine acetyltransferase activity; histone H2A acetyltransferase activity; histone H4 acetyltransferase activity. The record is from RefSeq and is a predicted model, not a curated record.
AUGCCACAACGCCGGCGAACCCCGACAGAUGCUCUCGAUGCUGCAAACCGGAAGACUGACGAGCAGUUUGUCGAGGAGUACUUGAGAUCGACUGACCCGGACACGCUCUGGGUGACGACAUGGACACACCCCCGGUCAAACCAGACAUUCACGCUCCAAUUGCUGAGGUCGGAGAAUCUCAGUGACGGAGAACUGCAGGCCUGCUUCGACCUCAUUGCGGAGACAAGCGAGGCGGACUACAGGACCUCGAGCGUCAAGUGGCGGCCAGACAAGAAGCUCAAGGAGAUGAAGUCAGCCGAGCUCCGGUACAUCCUGGUCCGGGACGGGGAGGGGGCCAUCGGCGGAUUUACCUCGCUGAUGCCGACGUACGAGGAGGGCCAGCCGGUGGUGUACUGCUACGAGAUCCAUCUCAAGCCCGAGAUGCGGGGUACCGGCCUCGGCGAGCUGCUCAUGGGCUUUCAUUCAACGGUUGCCAAGAACCUACCGCCCAUCACCAAGGUCAUGCUGACCUGCUUUCUGGCGAAUGAGCGCGGGUUGGACUUCUACAGGAAGCUGGGGUUCGAGACGGACGAGAUCUCGCCAAGGACGAGGAGGCUGCGUACCGGGGAGAUCCAGCCCGACUACGUCAUUCUGAGCAAGCCCGUCAGGAAUGUUUGA